CCCCACCCCCCCCCCCCCCCAAAGGACUUUUGGGCAGGAAAACGGGGGUUUGCUGCUUAAAAUAAACUCAGCACACACUCCAGGACAGUGCCAACAGAGGUGCUGCACCAGCUUCUGCUGUUUGAGUACGAGAGGGCUGGGAGCAUCUGCUGCGCCGUGGUGGUUGAUGGUGCAGUAAUGAAUUUAAGGAGAAGUCCUGAGUAAAGCCAAGCCUUUGUCUGGGAAGGCUGGCAGCUUUCCUGGCAUUUUGUUAUAUGGCUUUUCCUCCGUAUUUUCAAUCAAAGAUGCUUUGACCAAAACAAGCCGGUGUGCUGUGAGCAGUUUGGAUGGGGCUGACCGUGUCUGCCCCGCCAGGCUGGGCACUCAGUCUCCAAUUUCUCCCGUUCCAGGGCAGACCCAGUCAUAUUUAUAAUGGAAAAACCCCAGGUGAACACAGGAGCCUUUUAGCCUCCUGCCACACCUACAAGGCCUCAGCGUGCCGGCCCGGUGCUAUGCGAUGCUCCCCGAGGCGCUCCCUCACUGCUGCGCUCCUAGUCUCCUUCCUCUUCCUUCUCCUCCUCCUCUUCCUCCAUGGGGGCAGCCAGCAGGAACAGGAUCCCCUGGAGGUGGAGCUUAGGGGCUUGGCCCCAGCCAUGGUCCUGCAGAUGCUGCAGCCGGAAGGAGCCCAGCACAUCCUCAGGACCACGGAUGACCUCUCUGCACUCCACAAUGUCUCCUACCACCUCCUCGCUGGCUCCGUGUCACCCCACAAAAAAUUCUUGGCAGUGGGACUGGCAUCAGUGCAGCGGCCACGCGGCCACUACCUCCCGGCCACACUCCAAUCCCUCUUCAAGCAGUCGACGGAGGAGGAGCUGCAGGAGAUGGUGGUGGUGGUGCACCUGGCUGAUGCGGACCCCGGGUGGAACACGCGUGUGGCCGCCAACAUCGCCCACAAGUUCGCUCACCACAUCCUCCUGGGCCGGCUCCUGCUUAUCCAUGCUCCCCACGAGUUCUACCCCACCCUGGAGGGCCUCAAGAGAAACUACAACGACCCAGAGGAGCGGGUGAGGUUCAGGUCCAAGCAGAACGUGGACUACGCCUUCCUCUUUGCCUUCGCCGCCAACCUCUCCUCCUACUACUUGAUGAUUGAGGACGAUGUGUGGUGUGCCAAGUCCUUCUUGACAGCCAUCCGCAAGGCACUGGCUUCCCGGGAAGGCUCCAACUGGGCCACCCUUGAGUUCUCCAAGCUGGGCUACAUUGGUAAGCUCUACCACUCCAGUGACCUUCCUCGCCUGGCUCGCUUCCUCCUCCUCUUCUACCAGGAGAUGCCCUGUGACUGGCUGCUGGUCCACUUUCGCCUCCUGCUCACCCAGAAGGACGUCAUCCGCUUCAAGCCCUCCCUCUUCCAGCACAUGGGCCUCUACUCCUCCUUCCAGGGCACCGUCAACCGGCUGGAGGACGACGAGUUCCAGGCCGAUGCCUUGGACCUUCCAGACAACCCACCAGCGGCCUUGUUCACCAGCAUGUCCGUCUUUGAGAACUACGAGCCCCUCAAGGCUUACAGCACGGCAGAGGGGUAUUUUUGGGGUAAGGACCCAGCAGCUGGCAGCGUCUUCUCUGUCGUUUUCCAGCAGCCGGCCCGCGUGACCCGUGUGCGGGUGCGCACAGGCUCCGCCGAGCGCCGGGGUGACAUCCUGCACGCGGGGGUGCUGGAGCUGGGCCGGCGGCGGCAGGCCGACGGCCGGGACUGCUCUGCCUACACCACCGUGGGCACCUUUGAGAAAGGGACGUUUGAGCAGCGGGGGCUGGAGAGGGGCACGCCCGGCCCCGUGGAGUGCGUGAGGAUCCGGGUGACCCGGGACCAGAGCGAGUGGCUCAUCAUCCAGAGCAUCGACAUCUGGACCACGGGAGGCACCUGACCACCGCGGUGCCAGGGUGCCGAAGCACCUGGAUUUUGCACUGAGGGCCUUUGUUCUUUCACUCCCGUUUUUGAGAAAGAAUUAAAUUAUCGACUCCCUCUGGCGCUGCCACCCGUCUCGCGAGGGAUGGCCGGCGCUGCUGCGGGACGUGCCUGGGGCCGAGAGCAGUGCCCAGCGAGCAGAGCAGGGGUGCGGGGGGGCAGCAGAGGCUUGGGCGUUUCAGGCUGGGCGGUAGAAAACAUUUCCUCCUUGGGAGGAUGGUGUACAGGACAAAGCUAAUUGGCUAAUUAAUAAAUCAAAUCAUUAACCAGG
Messenger RNA from Tyto alba (common barn owl), 2210 nucleotides. Its product is annotated as alpha-1,6-mannosyl-glycoprotein 4-beta-N-acetylglucosaminyltransferase-like. Bases 327 to 1898 code for a protein of 523 amino acids. Gene Ontology annotation, molecular function: acetylglucosaminyltransferase activity. Gene Ontology annotation, biological process: protein N-linked glycosylation. Lineage: Eukaryota; Metazoa; Chordata; Aves; Strigiformes; Tytonidae. The transcript has 4 exons. The record is from RefSeq and is a predicted model, not a curated record.